AUCAAGUGUUUCCUCGGGUUUUGAAGGGAGUGUAGAUCAUUAACACAUUGAAUCAGUUGGUAAACCAAUCAGAGGACAGCACUAUUCGCACAAGUCAGAGAUGAGAUAAGAGAGAUUAGUGACCACGCAGCUAUUCACUUAACGAACAAAAUUCAAGGAAACCAUGUAUUCCGUACCAAAAUGUACCCUACUAGUCAUAGGCAGUUUCAUACUCAUGACAAGUAACAUAUAUGCUUUGAAAACUAUAAUUUUGAAACCUGUUGUCAAUGAUGGGACGGAUGUCGCUUUUAUUAUGGUCCCUGGGGCAUACGUCUCUGGGAAGCAGUACACGGACCUAGGCGUGGCUGUACAAAAGGCAUCACCUCAUAAACUUUGGGUAGGACUAACUACAGAUUACAUUGGCAACCUCGUCAAUCCAGCUCAACUAGGCAUAGCUAUAAAUGAUGCCACACAAGAGUUAAUAAAGGCUGGAAUGCCUGCAUCUGCAAAGGUGUUUCUGGCGGCACAUAGUUUGGGAGGUGUAUUUCUGGAUAUGUUUGUACCCAGUCACGUGGCAAACACUGCUGGUAUGAUCCUUUAUGGUUCCUACUUCAAGAAAGGCCAAUUGGCUUCGUUCCCAGUUCCGACCUUGACCUUAUCUGGUGACCUUGAUGGACUUGUUAGAAUUACACGGAUUGCUGCCCAAUUCAAAGAAUUGAUGAGCUAUGUUGCUCAGUAUAAUAAAGAUGGUGCUUAUCGUUUUCCAACGGUCACUCUAACUGGUGUCAACCAUGGUCAGUAUUUCACAGGGAAUAUCCCCAGCAACGUGCAGAAGUACGACAUAAAGUCGGAGGUAGACGGGCCAACUGGCCGACAAAUGAUUGCUGAGGCAACCGUUGAUUUCAUGAUCAAGACACUGGGUGUACCUCAAUCGAGAUUGUCAGAUUCAACCAACAACCUAACACAAUAUUAUCAGGAAAAUGAGAAGCGUAUGAAGCCUAUUCUUGAUGUAUUUGCGUUGGAGAAGACAGGCGGAUCAUCCAACUUCUCGAAAAAUGCCCAACGAGUCAUAUCUGGACUCCAAACAAAUAACUGGAACAAACUACUGGUAUUCAACGACGUCCAUUCUGGUAUCCAAUUCGUAAUGGACAAACCAGCCAUUAAAAUCGUGGGGAGUCAAGCCGUCCUUGCAACAUAUUCGGAUGUAGCCUACCCAGAAAAUGCAAUGGACGUCUCAACAAUAAACGAAAGUGCAACAAACAUUGCUAUCAAAAUGAAAACUUCUAAUUCCAUUCAAAAGGAACUGAAGGGAGGUCUAAGAUUUAAUACAAGUGUCAGCUGUCAAGACGUUAACAAGAUGGCGUACGACCUUGCCAAGGCCAUGUCAUCUAGUUUGGCGCUGCAAAGGUUCUCUGGGAUGAACUAUACCAUCGACUUUGCAGAGGAUAAAAAGGUUGGAUCCGGACCUGCAUUCCUAAUAGGCCACCUUGAAUUUUCCAAAAAUGGUAAAUCUAUAGUGAUUCGAUCCACCGCAUUAAAGACCAGCUUAGAUGUACCAAUCAAAAGCAUCGCAGGACAACAUUACUGUCAAGCUAUUUCUCCAGCGAGACUCUUAGAAUACAUCUAUGUUGAUGGCCUGAGGGAAAAUAAUUAGAGGCUUCACGAUGUACAUAUUGUAAAAUACAUUUACAUAUCUAAUUUAACACUGC
Messenger RNA from Owenia fusiformis, 1688 nucleotides. Lineage: Eukaryota; Metazoa; Annelida; Polychaeta; Sabellida; Oweniidae. The record is from the annotation of a GenBank genome assembly.